This is a messenger RNA of Miscanthus lutarioriparius, 882 nucleotides long. Lineage: Eukaryota; Viridiplantae; Streptophyta; Magnoliopsida; Poales; Poaceae. The record is from the annotation of a GenBank genome assembly.
AUGGACUGCUGCCGGCACGUGAACCCGUUCCGCGCUUGCGCGGGGCUGCGCGGGCUGGGCUACCUCAUGGUGGCGCUCGUCGCCGCCAUCGUCGCCUUGUCCUACUACGCCGUCGUCGUCUACGCAUGGGGCCCCAUGCUCCUCGCCGAGGGAGCAGCCGCGGCAGUUGCUGCCGCCGUGAUCGCCGCCUUCCACAUACUCCUUGCAAUGAUUCUGUGGUGCUAUUUGAUGGUUGUUUUCACUGAUCCUGGUGCUGUACCUGAAAACUGGAGGCAUGAUGCUGAAGAUAGUGGGAAUCCUUCAUUUUCCUCUUCAGAGGAGCAAGGAAGUGCUCCUAGAUAUUGUUCUCGCUGUCAAAAUGGCAAACCUCCCCGCUGUCAUCAUUGUUCUGUUUGUAACAGAUGUGUGCUUAAAAUGGACCAUCACUGCAUUUGGGUAGUGAAUUGUGUUGGAGCAAGGAACUACAAGUAUUUUCUCCUUUUUCUGGUGUAUGCAUUUAUUGAGACUGUGCUGGAUACCUUGGUACUACUCCCAAACUUUAUUGAGUUUUUUCAAGAUGAAAGUAGGCGUUCCAGCUCUCCUGGGGAUAUUGCUAUUCUAUUUCUUGCUUUUGUUCUAAAUUUAGCAUUUGCGCUGAGCCUCCUCUGUUUCAUUGGAAUGCACACGUCUCUUGUUACACGUAAUACGACUUCUAUAGAGGUCUAUGACCGAAAGAAGUCAGUUUCAUGGAAAUAUGACCUAGGAUGGAAAAGAAACUUGGAGCAGGUCUUUGGUACCAAAAAGUUGCUCUGGUUUGUUCCUUUGUACUCUACAGAGGAUCUGCACAACAUCCCUGCGCUUCAAGGCCUUGAGUUCCCUACUCGCUCCGAUGCAAUUGUCUAA